AUGAGUAAGUAUCAAGGCAAUAACAUUUAGUUUUUAUCUCUGAUGAUCAUGCAUUUUUUAAAGUUUAUCCCUUAUGUAACUGUGUGGCUAAAAAAGCCACUUGGGGCAAAAUUUAGCCACUAAUUUCCAUGUAACUUUUUUUUUACUGCAGCAAAUGGGAUGAUUUUUUGGGCAGAUGCCUAUAUUGAUGAACACUUUGAAAAUAUGACUUCAAAAUUUUCACCAGGUCAAAAAUACGGGCUGGGCAAAUUUUCUAUCCUUUGUUUACGCUCAGUGGCUAAAAAAGCCACUAACUUUGACUGCUGUAAAAACAUAUUGGGUUAAUAUUUUUUUUUCCAUUUUUUUCAUAUAUCUCUUAAGUAACUUCUGCUUUGAUCAAAACUAGUAAAUGUUUCAUCUAAAAGCAUUUUUUUAAAACCCUUUGAGGGUCCAUUCAAAGCAUAAUGUCACUGAUAUGGUAGAAAAAUACACAAAAAUGACCUAUUCAACUAUGCAUAUCCUUGGUCUUAAAACCUUGAUCUUUAAAUUAUUGAGGUAGUUCUAUAUUUAAUUGGCCUUGGUGUCUCAGCACAUACAGGAUAUUUUUGUCACAGCAGCCCAGCUUUCCUUUGUUGUCUUGUGUAGUAAAAGCAAAAGGGGAAUAGAUGUUCAAUUUGGUUCACCAUUGUAGUUAAAACUAUAUUCUCUGUUUUUUGCAGGCCCAGUGGCAUCUGCUUCAUCAUGUGGACAAGCUAAAAGAUCAUCACAAUGUCUGUGAACAGUGAUUUGAGAAAGCACAGGCUGAAAAGAUGCAAACGGAGAGGCAGAGCACAUUCGGUCCUGAAGGCUUGAACGAACUGGUAAGUUUGAAAAGGGGGUGUGUGAUAAUUUUUCAUUUAAUUGUCAGAUCAUAAGCUUGAUUUUAUCAUGGUUUUUUAAAUAGAAAAAAAAAUUGCAGUUAUCCAAAAUUAGUAAAUGUAAAAAUAACUCAGAAUAGGAUCAGAUUAUUAGAUCAAUGGUGAUGUGGCAUAUCUUGACUGUGUAUAAACAUAUCUUUAAAUUUACUGUAGCAUCCUGGUUGAUUUAUGGUCUGAUUCUCCAACUGAUGUUUCACAAAGUUUUAUUUUUAAAAUGGUUCCUUUAAACUUCCAUCUUUGAACUUCCAUUAAAGAGUGUGAACACACCGUAAGCGCUAGCGAAAAAACAAUAGGAACAAUAUUAAUACACUUUCUGUAGCAGAAAAUCGUUUAAUUUAAAUUAUAUAUUUUAUACACCUUCAAGAACAAUGAAAUCAACUUUCUUGUUUUUAGCAAAUUGACAAUCUUUAGAGUGCUUUAACUAGUUGGGUUCAACUUAAAGUAACACAUGUAAUCGCCUGUUUUAUAAACCAGAUAACAUCUAAUACAUUUUUGGAUAUCAUUUUAAUGCAGCAAUAGAGCUUUAUGAUAAAUAUAAUACAUGUCGAAUUAAAAUAUGCAUAGGGCUACAUGCUAUGAACUCCAUGAAUAACAUCUGUGUUAACUGUAACCAUUAUCGUAACUGUAGCAUCUUUACUAGUACUCGGCAACACGAAACUCGAUCAAAUUUCAUAAAAACUUUUAAAAAGGCACUUCAUAUUAAUUUGUGUGAGAAAAGAAGCAUAUUCGAAUGUUGUGCCUCUAUCAUCCAGGUACUUUAAACAACUUAAGAGAUCCUUAUUGACGAUUGUGAUCCUGACUUUUCAUAUCUUUUACUGUUCAUUGACUUCUAACUUCUGGUGAAAAUUCUUUCAAAAUAAGGGUAUCGGUCUCUGUUAUAUUACUCACAGGAAAUAAAAUAAUAGCAAAUAGGGAUUUUAGCUUCAAAAUAAGACUGCUGAUACAAACACAUAAUGUGGUUCAUUUACAUUUAGAAUAGCAUAAAAAGUUUAAUACUUUUUGUCACUUAUUUCAGAAAAUGAAACCUAGUCCCUUUUCUCUUUUUUCCUUUCCAUGACCCAGGUUCGCUGUACACUGCUCAGAAUCAAGUCACACACCCUAAAUUUAACCUUUAGUGUGAGUGUUUAAACUAACUGAAUUCAUUUGCAUGAAUGGUCUAUCAUAGGUGAUGUAGCUGGUUACUGAAAAUCCUAUCAUUUAAAUCAGAGUAGAUGAUAUUGGUAAAGAUGAGUAUCAAGGCAAUAACGUUUAGUUUUUAUCUCUGAUGACCGUGCAUUUUUUAAAGUUUAUCCCUAAUGUAACGGUGUGGCUAAAAAAAGCCACUUGGGGCAAAAUUUAGACUUAAAAACAGGAAACUGGACUGUGUAGAAUUGAGAAGGCGUUUUGCCUCUUAUCCAAGAAGCUUCUUCAGUUCUAAAAUUGCGAGUGUGAGGAGCAGAUAUUUAUCUUACUGGAGAAGGGAACAGACAACGACUGGGAGGAGUUGGAAAGAAUGGGUCGUAGAAACCCAUCUCUGAGUGUCUCUCUUUCCAACCUUGCUUACCUAACCUGGAAGUUGUGUUUGACAAGGACAUGUCCUUGGACAACCACUGUAAACAACCACUGUAAAAUUGCUGUUAUCAUCUGUGGGACAUGGCUAAACACAGGUCCAUGAUCUUAAGACCUGAAAUGGAGAUGAUAAUCGAUGCCUUUGUUUCAUCUUGCAUUGACUAUUGUAAUGCUCUUUUUAUGUUUUAACUAAAAGGUUGUAAAUCACCUUCAAACUGUACUAAAUGUAGCUGCUAGGCUUGUAACUGGAUUGAAGAAAAGGGACCAUAUCACCCCAGUUGAACUGGUAACCAGUUAAUUUUAGGAUUAAUUUCAAGAUUUUAGUUCUUGCUUUUUGAGCUCUCUAUGAUCAAGCUCCCUUAUGCAUCACUGAGCUACUGAGACCCUAUUGCCCCUCACGCUCAUUAAGGUCUGAUGAGACCACAAACUCUUGAUGGUCCCUCGCAGCCGUUUUAAAACAUGAGGUGACUCGCCUUUGGAAUGCACUACCAUUGACCCAAUGUAGCAUUGAGUCUACUGAGGGUAGACAAUAUGUAUUGUGUUUCUCUGUAUUCUAUUGCAUUUUAUCCUUGUUGUAAAGCACUGUUUGAUCUUAUAAUGAAAAGUGCUAUAUAAAUUAAAUGUACCUACUUACUUAUACACAGACUCAUUACAUAUAGAGUGAAAUAUUUCAAGCUUUUAUUUCUUGAAAAUUUUAAGAAUAUGGCUUACAGAUAUUGAAUUCCAAAUAUUUGGUGUCUCUAAAAAUUUGCAUUUUGUAAUAUAUAUAUAUAUAUAUAUAUAUAUAUAUAUAUAUAUAUAUAUAUCCCUCCGGGACUUUCAAAACAACUUCCCUUUAGUGCCCCUCAGUGGACCAAAAAAGCCACUACUUCGUGUGCUGUAAAAUCAUAUUGGAUUAAUAUUUUUUCAGAUUUUUUUUCAUACAUCUCUUAUUUUAAUUCUGCCCUGUUCAAAAGUAGCAAAUGUUUCAUUGAAAAUAAAACUUUUAAGGGCCCAUUUAAGUCAUAAAGUCACUUAUAAAGCAAAAAAAAAAAAAAAAUGGAAGGAAAAUGAAAGGAAAAUGACCUUUUUUUUUUAUAAAACAAUCAGAAACUGGUGAUUUUUUACAUGGUGCAUAGUCUUGGGCAUGUGGAGGAUUAGAAACAGCAGAAUGUUCCGUACAUUUUUGUGUAACAUCAGAUUUUCAUAAGAACUGCAUUGAUGAAGUGAUUCUAUAAGUGCAUUCUCUUUCACUAACAGCAGGUGGUAGUCAUGUGCGAGACAGAAUUCAGUGCGUGUGUGUGUGUUUGUGUGCACGUACAUGCAUGUGUGUGCAUAUGUGUGUGUGUGUGUGUAACAAACAAUAUAACAUUCGAACACAACCAUAUUUUAUUGCUCAAAAUACAUCAACAAAAGUAGCAAGUGGUGUGUGUGUGUGUGAGAGAGAGAGAGAGAGAGUGUGUGUGUGUGUGUGUGUGUGUGUGUGUGUGUGUGUGUGUGUGUGUGUGUGUGUGUGUGUGUGUGUGUGUGUGUGUGUGUGUGUGUGUGUGUGUGUGCCUGCGUGCAUGAGAGAGCUGGGUCAGACUGACCCUGCACUGACCUGGCCAAAAAACAAAACAUGCUCUCAGAACUAGAGUCUUAAACAACGGAUCAAAGGCAAGACAAACCAAACAACUUGUCUGGAGUUGUUUAUGCACCUGCUGUCUGGCCUUUUGAUCUCCGUGGGCUCCACCCACAACUCCACCCCUGGAAGAUUAUCAGAACCUUCAACACUUGUGUGAGCUGUGGGCUACCCAUCUGCAAAGAACACUGAGCAUUUCUGGAUGCAGGACUGGCAGGAGAUUGCCAGUCCUGCAUCCAGAAAUGAACACACACACAUUCUUUCUCUUUUAUCUCUUAUUUUAUCUCCUCAUCUCCUCCUCAUCCUCACAGCCAAAAGGUAGCUAUUGUUCUGCUAAACCCUUGCAGCAUUGAGUUUUUGAAACUUUGGUCAUUUUUUUAUUUCAUUGCAUUUUAGGCAGAAUUAUGGUUGUGAUCAAAUGUUAGAGUGGUUAGUGGUUUUGUUUAUGAAAGCAAGCACAAACACACACACACACACAUGUUCACUCACACACACACACACACACACACACACACCACUUUCUACUUUUGUUGAUGUAUUUUGAGCAAUAAAAUAUGGUUGUGUUCCAAUCUUAUAUUGUUUGUUACACACACACACACACACACACACACACAUACACGUUUGUGUAUGUGUGUGUGUGUGUGUGUGUGUGUGUGUGUGUGUAACACAUGUACGCACGUGCAUGCAAAUGCACGCACAAACACUCACUCACUCACUCACUCACUCACUCACUCACUCACUCACUCACUCACUCACUCACUCACACUUUUACAUUUUAUCUCUCUUUGCUCACUCAAUUUCUCACACAUUCGCUCUCUUGGGCUCCCCAGGUUUCUUUCAGUCCUCUCCACCGCUUCACCCUCAAAAGUUAGUCGUUUGUUCUGGUUUGAUACUCUGUUGUUGUGUAUUUGUGGCUUUUGUUUAAUUGCAUUUUGUGCGAUAAAAUAUGGUUUGGUUCUAAUGUUAAUAUUGGUUUCAUUUUUUCCUAAUAUUAGUGACUGUCUGUUUUAAAUCGGCCCUUAAAGGGUUAAAAUUUUGAUAUUUAAUGACACAUUUACUAGUUUUGAAUAGAGCAGAAGUUAAUUAAGAGAUGUGUGAAAAAAAUCUGGAAAAAAUAUGAAUCCAAUAUGUUUUUACAGCGGUCAAUGUCAGUGAUUUUUUAUAGCCACUGAGCAUUAACAACUGAUCUAAAUCUAACGGUUACACAAGGGUUAUGUAUGCUGUCAAACAAAAUAUAAUAUUGUUGGCUAAUGCUUUUUUAUUAAUCAACAUGUCUGAGAUCAAUUUUUAAAUUGAUUGUAUCUGUGUAAUUGAGUUUGUAAUUAAUCAGUCAUAUCCAUGAUUGACCUUUUAUAUUUAUUCUCAGGUGCUGAGGUGAAAACAGGCUGUGAACUAGCAAAGCCCAAGGUCAUGAAGACAUCUUUGGGCUCUGGAAAUCAAGAGGUACACUACAAUUUAGCAUAAAAUGUGUACAAAUACACACAAGAUCAACUAUGCAUAUCCUUGGUCUUAAAACCUUGAUCUAUAAAUUAUUGAGGUAGUUCUAUAUUUAAUAGGCCUUGGUGUCUCAGCACAUACAGGAUAUUUUUGUCACAGCAGCCCAGCUUUCCUUUGUUGUCUUGUGUAAAAAAAGAAAAAGGGGAAAAGAUGUUCAAUUUGGUUCACCAUUGUAGUUAAAACUAUAUUUUCUGUUUUUUGCAGGCCCAGUGGCGUCUGCUUCGUCAUCUGGACAAGCUAAAAGAUCAUCACAAUGUCUGUGAACGGCGAUUUGAGAAGGCACAGGCUGAAAAGAUGCAAACGGAGAGGCAGAGCACAUUCGGUCCUGAAGGCUUGAACGAACUGGUAAGUUUGAAAAGGGGGUGUGUGAUAUUUUUUCAUUUAAUUGUCAGAUCAUAAGCUUGAUUUUAUUAUGGUUUUUUAAAUAGAAAAAAAAAUUGCAGUUAUCCAAAAUUAGUAAAUGUAAAAAUAACUCAGAAUAGGAUCAGAUUAUUAGAUCAAUGGUUAUGUGGCAUAUCUUGACUGUGUAUCUAUGUAUACAUAUCUUUAAAUUUACUGUAGCAUCCUGGUUGAUUUAUGGUCUGACUCUCCAAAUGAUGUUUCACAAAGUUUUAUUUUUAAAAUGGUUCCUUUAAACUUCCAUCUUUGAACUUCCAUUAAAGAGUGUGAACACACCGCAAGAGCUAGCGAAAAAACAAUAGGAACAAUAUUAAUACACUUUCUGUAACAGAAAAUCGUUUGAUUAAAAUUAUAUAUUUUAUACACCUUCAAGAACAAUGAAAUCAACUUUCUUGUGUUAACUGUGUCAUCUGUGUUAACUGUAACCAUCAUCGUAACUGUAGCAUCUUUACUAGUACUCAGCAACACGAAACUCGAUCAAAUUUCAUAAAAACUCUUAAAAAGGCACUUCAUAUUAAUUUGUGUGAGAAAAGAAGCAUAUGUUGUGCCUCUAUCAACCAGGUACUUUACAACUUAAGAGAUCCUUAUUGACGAUUGUGAUCCUGACUUUUCAUAUCUUUUACUGUUCAUUGAAUUCUAACUUCCGGUGAAAAUUCUUUCAAAAUAAGGGGAUCGGUCUCUGUUAUAUUACUCACAGGAAAUAAAAUAAUAGCAAAUAGGGAUUUUAACUUCAAAAUAAGACUGCUGAUACAAACACAUAAUGUGGUUCAUUUACAUUUAGAAUAGCAUGAAAAAGUUCAAUAUUUUUUGUCACUUAUUUCAGAAAAUGAAACCUAGUCCCUUUUCUCUUUUUUGCUUUCCAUGACCCAGGUUCGCUGUACACUGCUCAGAAUCAAGUCACACACCCUAAAUUUAACCUUUAGUGUGAGUGUUUCAACUAACUGAAUUCAUUUGCAUGAAUGGUCUAUCAUAGGUGAUGUAGCUGGUUACUUAAAAUCCUAUCAUUUAAAUCAGUGUAGAUGAUUUUGGUAAAGAUGAGUAAGUAUCAAGGCAAUAACGUUUAGUUUUUAUCUCUGAUGAUCGUGCAUUUUCUAAAGUUUAUCCCUAAUGUAACGGUGUGGCUAAAAAAAGCCACUUGGGGCAAAAUUUAGCCACUAAUUUCCAUGUAACUUUGUUUUUAACUGCAGCAAAUGGGAUGAUUUUUUGUGCAGAUGCCUAUAUUGAUGGACACUUUGAAAAUAUGACUUCAAAAUUUUCACCAGGUCAAAAAUACGGGCUGGGCAAAUUUUCUAUUCUUUGUUUACACUCAGUGGCUAAAUAAAGCCACUAACUUUGACUGCUGUAAAAAGAUAUUGGGUUAAUAUUUUUUUUCAGUUUUUUUCAUAUAUCUCUUAAGUAACUUCUGCUUUGAUCAAAACUAGUAAAUGUUUCAUAUAAAAACAUUUAUUUAAUCCUUUGAGGGUCCAUUCAAAGCAUAAUGUCACUGACAUGGUAGACAUAUACACAAAAAUGACCUAUUUUCAUCAUAAAGCAUAAUCAGAAACAGGUGAUUUUUUACAUGUUGCAUGGUCUUGGCCUUGUGAAGGAUUAGAAACCUCAGAAACUAUGAUACAUUUUGUGUAAUGUCUAAUUUUCAUAGAAACUUUCACAAAACACUCAUAAAAACACUUGCACUAUUUGUGUCUUUUCUAUACUCGCAUUCUCUUUCGGUACCAGCUUGGUCGUAAUGUGCUGAGCCAGAACUCAGCUCUGUGUGUGUGUGUGUGUGUUCAGUGUUUGAAGCAAGACCUGCAGGAGAUCACUCUGUGUUCAUGCCAGAUGUGUUUCACACACAACUCACAGGUUUUGUUAGUUCUUUUUGACACCAAAGCCGUUCCCAGGUCCUCCACGAAAAGCCUCCUCCUGAAUCACUUUCUCCGGUUCCAGGAGAGAUCCACAUCUCACAGCGAGGCAGUAGAUUCACCCCUCGAACAAAACAGGCCAGACAAUGAUGAUGGAUCCUGUGGGGGGUCAGAUUCCAUCCCAUCAGAAUCAAUGACAAUUGCAAGGGCCUCCGUGGUGCAGAAGCUUCUCUUCAUGCUUUCUCUUGCUCUUCUCAUGAAAAAAAGGUCAUUCGAAUCUGCAAGUUGUGGAUUGCAGGACAGCUCACUUUUGUUUUUUUUGUUUUUUUUUCCCCCUCUCUGUACUUCUGAGAGCUGAAGAACAUAGUUAACUUUUGUGGCGGGGUCAGUGCUGGGUCAUAACCUGCAGGCUCCUCCCUCUCUCUCUCACAUCACACAUGCACACACGCACGCAAGCACACAUCUUUUGCUUCGGAUUUUGUCUGGCCGGAAACACAUCUGGCAUGGGAGAUCUCCUCGGUUUUGUCUGGCCUGUCACUCACUCACCUCACUCACUCACUCACUCACUCACUCACUCAUCACUCACUCACUCACUCACUCACUCACUCACUCAUCUCACCACUCACUCACUCGGUCUUCACCACUUCAAACAUUGAACACACAAACACACUCACUCACUCACUGACUCACUGACUCACUGACUCACUCACUCACUGACUCACUCACUCACUCACUCACUCACUCACUCACUCACUCACUCACACCACCACCACCACCACCACCACCACCACACCACCACCACCACCACCACCACCACCACCACCACCACCACCACCACCACCACCACCACCACCACCACCACCACCACCACUCACUCACUCACUCACUCACUCACUCACUCACUCACUCACUCACUCACUCACUCACUCACUCACUUUUACAUUUUAUCUGUCUUUGCUCACUCAAUUCCUCACACGUUCGCUCUCUUAGGCUCCCCAGGUUUCUUUCAGUCCUCCCCACCGCUUCACCCUCAAAAGUUAGUCGUUUGUUCUGGUUUGAUACUCUGUUGUUGUGUAUUUAUGGCUUUUGUUUUAUUGCAUUUUGAGCGAUAAAAUAUGGUUUGGUUCUAAUGUUAACAUUGGUUACAUUUUUUCAUUUUUUCCUAAUAUUAGUGACUUUAUGUUUUAAAUUGGCCCUUAAAGGGUUAAAAUUUUGAUUUUUUUACAGCGGUUAAUGUCAGUGAUUUUUUUUAGCCACUGAGCAUUAACAACUGAUCUAAAUCUAACGGUUUCACAAGGGUUAUGUAUGCUGUCAAACAAAAUAUAAUAUUGUUGGCUUAUGUUUUUUUAUUAAUCAACAUGUCUGAGAUCAAUUUUUAAAUUGAUUGUAUCUGUGUAAUUGAGUUUGUAAUUAAUCAGUCAUAUCCGUGAUUGACCAUGUAGAUUCUCAUUCAUCCAGGUCAUGGUUAUCUUGAAGACUUAAAACAGGCAACUGGACUGUGUAGAGUUGAGAAGACGUUUCGCCUCGUAUCCAAGAAGCUGUCAAGUGAAGAUGUCAAGGACAAUGUGUUGGCCUUUUUGGACUGUGCUGUACACUUGGAGGCAGAUGGGUGUCUCAACGUUGAAGUGUACAGGAAACCAACACACACGGAUUAAUAUCUACUUUUUGAUUCCCACCAUCCUCUGCAGCACAAACUGGGUGUCAUCAGAACACUCAGCCACCACUGAGUCCACACUCAGAGGGGGUGGACUCAGGCACAAUCUUUCUGGCACUUACAAUGCAGUUCUCAGCUCUCUCCCCAGGAAGCUCCACAAACAUUCACACCUGGAACCACAUGACCCAGGUGGCAUGAGUCAUGUGGUCACAUGACAGGAGUCGCUAACGACCCUUUCAGGUUCACGACUUGGGGGGGACACACACCCAGAGAUGGGUUUCUACGACCCAUUCUUUUCAACUCCACCCAGUAGUUAACUGUCCCCCUUCUCCAGUAAGAUAAAUAUCUGCUCCUGACACUAGCACUUUUAGAACUGAAGAAGCUUCUUGGAUAAGAGGCGAAACGUCUUCUCAACUCUACACAGUCCAGUUGCCUGUUUUAAGUCUUCAAGAUAUCCAUGAUUGACCUUUUAUAUUUAUUCUCAGGUGCUGAGGUGAAAACAGGCUGUGAACUAGCAAAGCCCAAGGUCAUGAAGACAUCUUUGGGCUCUGGAAAUCAAGAGGUACACUACAAUUUAGCAUAAAAUGUGUAUAAAUACACAUUUGAUCAACUAUGCAUAUCCUUGGUCUUAAAACCUUGAUCUUUAAAUUAUUGAGGUAGUUCUAUAUUUAGUAGGCCUUGGUGUCUCAGCACAUACAGGAUAUUUUUGUCACAGCAGCCCAGCUUUCCUUUGUUGUCUUGUGUAAUAAAAGAAAAAGGGGAAUAGAUGUUCAAUUUGGUUCACCAUUGUAGUUAAAACUAUAUUUUCUGUUUUUUGCAGGCCCAGUAG
Molecule: messenger RNA, 10264 nt
Organism: Xyrichtys novacula (pearly razorfish)
Lineage: Eukaryota; Metazoa; Chordata; Actinopteri; Labriformes; Labridae
Source: the annotation of a GenBank genome assembly